Messenger RNA from Aphanomyces astaci, 2644 nucleotides. RefSeq lists its product as hypothetical. Gene Ontology annotation, molecular function: protein binding. The coding region runs from base 1 to 1581 and encodes 526 amino acids. The record is from RefSeq and is a predicted model, not a curated record. The transcript has 2 exons. Lineage: Eukaryota; Oomycota; Saprolegniomycetes; Saprolegniales; Verrucalvaceae.
AUGUUGGAUCGAGGAAGCGACGCCGCCACCGGAACGGACGUCGUGGAUGUGUCUGCGGAUGGGUCGUUUGACAUCCAGAACCAGCAGCGCCGUGGAAUGCCAACUUGGGAAGCUCUCAAAGCCGAAGGCAGUUCGUACUUCCAGAAGAAAGACUACGAGAACGCACUCGCCAAGUACGCGUCGGCACUCGUUGACGCACCUCUCGAUCAACAUCACGUGUUGCAUGGCAAUCGCGCCACAUGCUUGUUCCAGCUCAAGAAGUUCCGCGACGCAUUGGUCGAAAUCCACAAAGCGUUGGCGUUGGUGCCUACGUGGGACAAGGGGCUGAUCCGGAAGCAAUGCAUCCUCCAAGCCUUGCACAAAGCGCAAGGUCCAAAGCAACAACCGCUCGGCGCCGUGUACACGGACAAAGCAUCCGUAAUCCCCGACACGUCCGAGUCGAAAGAAUCGCAAUUGGUCUGGCGACGUCUCAUGCGUGGAUUGGAAAGUGCCAACCAAGAUUGCUUGGACGGCGUGUUUGCCAAGCUUACCAAUGAAACGGAUUUUCGCAAAGUUAUGUACCCCGGCAUGACCGCCGACGACAUCCGCAAUCAUCACAUGCCUCGGACCCUCAAGCAACUGCUGGAAGACCCAUGGUACGAGCAGGAAAUGAUCGACCUUAUGCCCAAGAUCCAGGCCAAAGCCAACUCGGUGCUCGACAACGUCAAGCGCAAAGGCGCGACCGUCGGCGACGUCAUGGAUGCCGCCACCGAAGCCAUCCUUCGCCCUCAAGUCCUGCGUGAAGCGUUUGGCAGGGAAGUGCUGACAAUGCUGCAGCGCGUGGCGACCAAGAAGCAUGCGAUGCUGGCGCAAGAUGCUUCCCGUAUCGCAGAUCCCGACGCCGCGUGUGCUCUAUGGGACCAACUGCACGAGGCCACGUUGACUUCGUUGUUGGGUGCCGACAGUGCGCCCCGUUUCUUUGGCGUUCAAGACGACUUUCUGGGUGCCGACUUUGUGCCGCUGGUGCGCUCGGACGUCCUGCGCAUGCAUAAACAAGGCCAAUUAGUGCGUGGGGACGGCUGCCACGUUCGUUUCCUAGACAUUUCGACCGACUCGAACAAGUCGUUUGCCGACAACUUUCCCGCCCUCGCCGACCUGGUCGAGAAACUGCACGCGUUGCCGCAUGAAAUCAACCACAAGCGACGCCGACGACAUGAUCACCAUCCCACCGCCAUCCAACUGUGCGCGGAAUCGACUUGCGCGACGACAUUAGUGGCGCUCCAAGCUGGAGAAAGCCAACCCAUGCGAUUGGAUUGUGGAGUCGAUGCCCAGCACGACAAUGGCUACCGCAUCACGUGCAUCUACUGCAUCUCUGGAAUGCCAAAUCCUGGCCUGAAUGACCACGAAUAUAAAAACUCAGAGUCCGGAGGGGGGGGCAUUCAACUGCACACGACCUCCAACCACCACGCGACGUUGGCUGCAGUGCCCGACCGCAUCGUGGUGCUUCAAAGCCAGCACGUGCUGCAUGGGAUCACGCCCGUACCAGACCCGUCUUCUCCCAUGUACUUUGUACUGUUUCGUAUCCACGGAUCCUUAGAGUAGUACUAGUACUAGUACUAGCGCAACCUACUAACUACGAAAUAAACAAAUAAGUACUUAGGGAAUCGGAUAGCGUUGGUGGUUGGCGUUAUGAUGGGGCAGCAUCGUAGCGUUUAAGUCCACCGCGUGGUGUCUUAGCACGUGGCGAUGGGCGACCACGCUGUACGUUCUUGUCUUUUGUAUUGUACUCGAUCGGGUGUUGCUGGUCGAGUCGUCAGAAACGGCGGACGGAUCGAUAUUGCCGGAGAUGGUGGCGGCUUCCAUCUGUGGAUGAUCCACCGACGACACCACGCGGGGCGGUAAACUAUUGGCAACAUGAAGCGCGACGCCAGCUUGGAGCUUGGAUUGUCCGUGUUUUGGGGUCCAGCAACUUGGUUUUUUACGGCGGUGGCGCAUGGCCUCGGUCGUCGUCACUUGUGGCGAUGGACGAGGGGUGCGCAGUAACGGAAGCGGCGGCCCCUGCUGCAAACUGGUAAGCGAUUGUGUGUGUAUACAACCCCCGAGUGCCGCGGUGUCGUGGAUGGUCGUCGUUGGGAUGGGGGUGCUGUGACUGGCGGACCAACAUAGGAUGCAUGUGAUGGUGUAGCACUGCGAACACCACAACACGGCUUCGUUCACUUCACAUCGGGCACAUACUAGCGCCAUGGACCUGUCGUCGUCUCCGCUGGAAUCGUCUUGAACAUCAUCCAUUGGAAUAAUGGGGCAUGGAUCUUGCAACCGCCCACUAUGCAACCGAUGGCGGUGCGUGGUGUCUGCGACAGCGUCCAAGUCGCUACGGGUUGGGGGUCGUCGAGUCGUAUCGACAUGCAUCGAGUCAUCUUGCGGUCCAUGUGUAAACUCACGUGAUGCUUUCGCGCGGGAUCGCAUGCUUUCUCGAUGGAACAGUGGGAUUUCAUCGGGGAGGAUGCAUGCGGCCGUGUCGCUGGCUUGGGCACUCCAGUACUUGCGCAAUCGGAGCUUUUGUUUCAAUUGGUCUUCUUGCGUGGCCUACAAAAUGCACAACGACGAAUAUCACAUUCAUAGUAGUUAGUAAAUAUAUAUAUAGUAAUAGUAGUAAUAGUAGUAG